Messenger RNA from Daphnia pulicaria, 2610 nucleotides. RefSeq lists its product as uncharacterized. The record is from RefSeq and is a predicted model, not a curated record. Lineage: Eukaryota; Metazoa; Arthropoda; Branchiopoda; Diplostraca; Daphniidae. Bases 1335 to 2204 code for a protein of 289 amino acids. The transcript is spliced from 5 exons.
UUGUAUUCAUUCUUCUAUCAUGAAUACAUCAUUUUUUGGAAAAGUAGAUAGAUACAUGCAUGCAAGAAAGAUAGCAGAGCAAAUAAAAUUAUUAAAAUGUGAUCAUCGUGUGAACUCUGGUGUCGCAGCUCUCCACUCCAUACUGUUUGUCAGACAGACAGCAUCCCUUUUAAUUAGAGAUAACCGAUGUCGGCAAAGUUACGGAUUUCUUCUUCGCCUUUCGUUAUCGUGUACACCCAUGUGAGUGUGGGGGUAUUCACGAGUCUGAAGCCCUUUUUCCUAUCUCGCCUGAGCCUGGGGUGUUCAACUCUUCAGUGGCCGGAUGAAACAUUGUGGAUCCCUGGCCGUAUUUCCCAGGUUUAAAGGUAGGAAAAAUUUAUUUCUGUGUUCUUCCUUUUUUUACUAUUUGGUGGUGGCUGUGGCGUUGAUUAUAAAUCGUUCCUGGGCUAUGCGGUUAACUGCAUGAAACUAUUUUCUCUUGCUGUUUUUGGGGUUUUCUCAGUCAGGGUUCAUUAAAAAUCUCAUUUUUGUUAGACGACUAGAGAUUAGGCACGGUUUUGUGCAACUUUUUCUGUGGGUAAACAUAAAUCAAAUAAAGACCAAGGGGCACUUGGUACGACCCACCUCAAAUUCCAGUCGAAUGUCCUAGUCAAAUGGUGAAAUACCAGAGAAAAAUUGCUGAAGUCAUCGGUGAUCGGUCCUCUACAUCCUUCGACACAUGUGUUUGAACAUCGAAGGUAGGCCUAAAUAAUGACGGCGGUCAAAUGUGAAUUGCUUCGAACGUCGGGUCAUUAAACAAAAAAUAAAGAAUGAACAAUUGAUAAUGUGACUUUGUCCAACCAGCGAAAUGUGACUGGUGAUAUUGACGCUCUACCAUAUACCAUGCAUAUACUACCUGACAAGAGUUAAUAUUUGCCAACGUUCAAGUGCUCAUUAUAUUGACUUAUCCCCCCCCCCCUUUGUUGAACAUCUAAGGAUCGGAUUGGCUCCACACAAACAGAAAUCACUUGAAACGCGCGUGUCGGCUCAUGUUGACUACAUAAAUCGUUUGGAUGUUGAUAAGGAAACGAUACGGUAAAUGAACCAACCACUUAGUGAAUAACAAUAAUAAUUUUUUCCUUAUUCAUCUGAGCACACUACCGGUCUAGCUUAAGCGUCAAUCAUGUAUCGGUUAUCGAGCAUAGCUUCACUGAAUAUAAAAGCCCGACCGUAUUUCUAUGGGAUAUCAGUUCUCUCUUCAUUUGACUCCAGUUGGUGCCUAGAGAUCCUCGUUCAACCCGGUAACUUGCAGCCAAGUGCAAAAUCCACAAAGUUUUUAUUGAAAAGCACUCAAAAUGAAGUUGACCCUGAUCUUCCUGUCCAUUUUUGUGGCCAUUUCUCAUCAGCAAUAUUUCCAUCCGCGGAUGAUGUUCGGGUUCCCUUGGAUGUCGCCGUUUGCUCAUCAGCAACCCAUGGCCGUGAACGAUUACAAUGAGGAGGUAUACCCUGGGUUGAUGGGAUUGAGCAGUCGCAAUGACAUUGAUCAAGAUGACGAAUUUAACGAUAUCCAAUCAAGAAUCAAGGGCUUCAGCAGCAACUUUAACGGCUUGAGCCGCUACCGACCCGGUUCCUCUCUCAAUGACCAACAGAGCGCGCGAUUUUUUUUCAACUGGGCCAACACGGGCAACAACGCUAACAACAACAACAACAACUUCAACAACUACAAUCCGUUUUUCAAAACGGCGACGUUCACUCUCACUUCGACACUGACCUUGGCUUCCAUCCAGACGUGUGUCCCAUCAUUACAAGUGUCAGCUGCGCCAGUUGCUUGUCGUCGUAAGAGAAGUGAAAUCGAAGAUAUUACCGCAGAGCAAUAUCCAAUCAAUCCGUCGGAAACACUAAGAUUGAUGCCCACGGCUCUUUCGUCACCACAGGAUCGCAGCGUUAAUGCACUUUUGUCUUCUAGAGAUGACGUCUCUGACGAAUUGUCGACGGCAGAUCAUUUAAGAGAGAAACGAUUCUUCUACGCCAACAAAAACCUAUUUCUAGUCUCUACAACUAUAACCUCAUACGCAUUUGUUAACACAACUGUCACGGUAACUGUUAAUCUAAUCAAUCCACCACCAGCUGUUCAGUGUUCAGCUGUAGCUGCGGCUGUUGUGCCACAGUGUGUUGCAUGUUUGCCGGCAGGCUUCAUCGUGUGCCCUGCUCCAGCUGCGGUUUAAGUAUUUAAAAAUAUUCAUAAAGAUUGAACUUAAAUUAUUCAAGUUUACUGGGCGAAGUGAAGUAUCACAAUGUAGUAUGCUUACACAUCCAGAAACAACAAUGAAAUAUUUAUUUAGAUACCUUGUUAUUGUUUGAUUAAUUUCUACAGGAUCAUAUAACUAUCCUUAUUUCGUCUUAUUUAGAUAUGUGCUACUUGUAUACAAUUUCGUUUACAAGUAUACUGCAAAUAAACUGCAAGAAACUUCACUUUUUUUAGUUGGAACUAUAGGGAGAAAGUCGUAUGCUGUGGGACAUGCAAGAUUCCCACAUAUGAUACUAAACAUUUUACUAACUAUACAUUUUCAAAUCCGUUAGGUGGUAUCAAAUAAUGUGACUAGCAAAUACGGAACGCUACCGCACGUAGCG